Molecule: messenger RNA, 3799 nt
Organism: Stegastes partitus (bicolor damselfish)
Lineage: Eukaryota; Metazoa; Chordata; Actinopteri; Pomacentridae
Product: hephaestin-like protein 1
Exons: 20
Coding region: 124-3450 (1108 amino acids)
Biological process (GO): iron ion transport
Cellular component (GO): plasma membrane
Molecular function (GO): ferroxidase activity; copper ion binding
Source: RefSeq, a predicted model, not a curated record
GCUGCAGCCCCGACGCACGAACCUACUUUCAUGGAAGAGUCGGGGGGUGUUACCACUUGUUCCUCUUGAUCCAAAACGCGCCAAAUACUCGCGUCCUGCGCUUGACAAGGAGAUCAUCUAAACAUGGCACGGAUUUCGUGGCUGUUUGCGAGCUGUUGGUUACUUUUCCUCUCCUCCUCCGCCGCGGAAGAGAAACGCAGCAGGGAGAGAGUUUACUACGUGGGGAUCAUUGAGGACUUCUGGGAUUACGCACCAAGUGGAAAAAACCUGCUUAACGGCAAAGACGUCGAAAACGAUGAGCAUGCAUCUGUAUUCCUGGAGAGAGGGCCCCACCGUGUUGGCAGUCGUUACAAGAAGGCGAUGUUCCGGCAGUAUACAGAUGCUACCUACAGUCGCCUGGCUCCUCGACCUGAUUGGCUGGGUUUUCUGGGACCCAUACUGCGAGCUGAGGUUGACGACGUUAUCGUGGUCCAUCUGAAGAACUUUGCGACGAGGAACUACUCGAUGCAUCCCCAUGGGGUUUUCUACGAGAAGAAUGCAGAGGGCGCACUCUAUCCAGAUGGGACAUCAAAGAGUUUGAAGAUGGAUGACUCUGUUCCUCCUAGAGGAAGCUACACCUACCGCUGGGAGGUCAAACCAGAAUUUGCCCCCACAGAUGAUGAUGCCAACUGCCUGACCUGGGUCUACCACUCUCAUUUGGACGCCCCCAAGGACAUCGCCUCAGGACUUAUUGGAGCCCUGCUCACAUGCAAGAAAGGAAUCUUGAAGGAGACUAAUGAACUAGUUUCAUCAAAGCCAGAGUCUGUUGUCGAGUCAGCCCGCAACGAUGUGGACCAGGAUGUCUUCUUGAUGUUCAAUGUGGUGGAUGAAAACCUGAGUUGGUACCUGAAGGACAACAUUCAGAACUGCUCUGAUCCAGCUGGAAUCGACAUAGAAGACCCAGACUUUGAAGAGUCAAACCUGAUGCAUGCUAUUAAUGGGUACAUGUUUGGUAAUCUGCCCGGGAUCAAGUUAUGCCAAAACCGUCCGGUAGCCUGGCAUUUGUUUGGCAUGGGUAACGAGGUAGACAUUCAUACUGCCUUUUUCCAUGGGAAUACUCUGCUGGACCGGGGCCACCGCACUGACACCCUCAGCCUGUUCCCAGCCACGUUUGCGACAGCUGAGAUGAUCCCAAAAGCAAGAGGGAAGUGGCUGCUGACCUGCCAGGUUAAUGACCACUUACAGGCUGGGAUGCAGGCCUUUUAUGAAGUGAAGUCAUGUGACGGUGAGGUCGGCUCCACAGCAAGCGGCGGUGUUGUGAGGAAUUACUACCUGGCAGCAGAGAAGGUCGUGUGGAGCUAUGCUCCCUCAGAAAAGGAUUUGAUUAAUAAUGUACCCCUGACUGAGGCUGACAGUGCAUCAGAGAUGUUUUUUGGAAGGGAUGGUGGAAGGAUUGGAGGUCGCUACCUGAAAGUGAUAUACAAAGAGUACACAGACAAUACCUUCACCACUCUAAAAUCACCUGAUCCUGGACAUCUAGGAAUCCUGGGUCCAGUUCUGAGGGCAGAGGAGGGAGACACUCUCAGGGUUACGUUCAUGAAUAAGGCUGAUAGACACUACAGCAUCCAGCCUCACGGCCUUCACUAUGACAAGCGCUUCGAGGGAAGCAGCUAUGAGGAUGGUGUUAACAAGCCAGGCUCCCACGUCGGUCCAGGUGAGAACUUCACCUACACCUGGCAGGUGCUGGAAGGCCCGUCUUCAUCCGACUCUCCCUGUAUUCCCUACCUGUACUACUCUGGCGCCGAUCCUGCCAGGGACACUAACUCUGGAUUGGUUGGACCUCUGCUCGUGUGCAAGAAAGGAGUGCUGGGAGCAAGAGGAACAGAGAAGGGUGUGGAUAAGGAGUUCUUCCUCCUAUUUUCUGUCAUGGAUGAAAACAUGAGCUGGUAUUUGGACGAGAAUAUUGACAAGUUUGGCAGCAAUCAGACAAAUCCAGAAGACGAGGACUUUGAGGAGAGCAAUAUGAUGCAUGCUGUAAACGGACUCAUGUAUGGGAACCUUCUCGGACUGGAGAUGUGUGCCGGGGACAGAGUUAGGUGGUACACUUUUGGACUAGGUACAGAGGUGGACAUCCAUGGUGUUUAUUUCGAGGGGAACACCUUCAAGAAACAGAGCACAACACGUGACACCGUCAACAUGUUUCCUCACACCACUGCCAACGUCGCCAUGCAGCCAAACACUCCCGGUUUGUUUGAGGUGAGCUGCAGAGUAACAGACCACUACUCGGCUGGCAUGAGGCAGCGUUACAAAGUGAACCAGUGCCCAGGGAAAAAAGUGAAGCACACAGACACAGAGCCAACCAACAUUGUACAAUAUUUUAUCUGUGCUGAGGAAAUAGAGUGGGACUACUCACCUGAGAGAGACUGGGAGCUGGAGAAACACCACGGCACAUUAAAGGACAGUCCAGGCAACAUGUUUGUGAAACAAGAGAAGGACAGAAUUGGCUCGCGUUAUAAGAAGGUGGUGUACAGAGAAUACACUGAUGACACCUUCACAGUUCAGAAGAAACGGCACCCAAACCAGCAACACCUGGGAAUUAUGGGUCCAAUAAUAAAGGCAGAGGUAGGAGAGCAGAUCGUGAUCACGUUUAAGAACAGCGCCAGCCGACCAUACUCGAUUGGCGCACAUGGAGUUAAGGCCAGUGGCGCACACAUUCCUGUCGAACCUGGCAUAAUUUUGGAGGUGAACUGGGAUGUUCCUCAAAGCUCUGGUCCAGGGAUCACAGAUCCUAACUGCAUCUCUUAUGCCUACUACUCCAGUGUUGAUUUCAUUAAGGAUCUGUACAGUGGUCUUCUGGGGCCUCUGGUGGUAUGCAGGCCCGGGACUCUGAAGCGCGGCGAGGGAGCCGACAGACAGAGGAGUGACGUGGAGAAGGAGUUUGCUCUGCUCUUUAUGGUGCAUGAUGAAAACCAGUCCUGGUACUUGAAGGACAACAUUAGAAAAUACCUCGGUGUCGACCCGGAAACCUACACAGGGGAUGAAGACUUUGAGGAGAGUAACAUGAUGCACGGGAUCAAUGGUAAACUGUAUGGUAACCUGCAUGGACUGGUGAUGAUGCAGGGCCAAAAAGUUGACUGGUAUCUACUGGGCAUGGGCAACGAAGUGGACAUGCACACUGUUCACUUCCACGCUGAGACUUUUACCUACAAGACGGACCGCAUACACCGCGCAGAUGUCUUCGAUUUGUUCCCUGGGACUUUCCAGACUGUGGAGAUGGUGGCCGGAAACCCGGGGACAUGGCUGCUCCACUGUCAUGUAACUGAUCACAUCCAUGCUGGCAUGGAAACCACUUUUACAAUCAAAGAUAAAGCCUCAACUGUUUCUGCAGCAGCAGGAAUGGAAGGCUCCAUAAAGACGCUGCUGCUCUCACUACUGACAGUCGGUUUACUGGCUGUCCGUCAACUGCACUGACGAAGGUCUUUGAUAGUAGAUUUUGUAACCCCCACAGUGGUCAUUGAUGCACUUAGAAAUAAUUAUUCGGGGGCAAAAUCACUGUUGGGUAUUUGUUUGCUGGAGGUCAUAUAUGUAAAUAUCAAGUGAUGAUCAGGCCAGUAAAACUCUGUCAGCCGCUGUAUAAUUAUGUAUAAUGUUAAAGACUAUUUUAUUUCCCAAAAAAAACAUUUUAUAUUUUACCUCAUGUUUUCUGGUGUGUUGCACUGUGUUCAGUCUUUUUAGAUGAGCUGUUAUUUUUUCACAGCACUGCUGCACCAAAUAUUUGCCUUCAGUAAGGAAUGUGCAAUAAAGACAUUUAUUUGAACUA